Molecule: messenger RNA, 985 nt
Organism: Arachis stenosperma
Lineage: Eukaryota; Viridiplantae; Streptophyta; Magnoliopsida; Fabales; Fabaceae
Product: alpha-glucan water dikinase, chloroplastic-like
Exons: 4
Coding region: 270-926 (218 amino acids)
Biological process (GO): phosphorylation
Molecular function (GO): ATP binding; kinase activity
Source: RefSeq, a predicted model, not a curated record
UUGCCUAGAGAUAAGGACAAGAUAGACUUAAGUAUUUGCCAACCCUUCCUUAGAGUUUGCUUUUAGGUUGGUUAGGCUCAACUCAGCCCUAGUACAAUUUUACGAGCAAUCUGCUCUGUUGAUUUUUCUCUUUCCUCAUUGAAUUACUUAAAUUUUCCCAAAUUGUUGCAGUUGAAUGUUUUGGCAAUGUAUGAUCAAACAAAUGUCGACUAUAAUUGAAGAUGAUUUGUUCAACUUGAUUUAAAAUUUUAGGAAAAAUUAUCUUUGUAAUGCUCCUCUGUGAUUUUUUUUCUUGUUUCUCCAAAAAGGUCUGGGGCUCAAAGUGGAACGAAAGAUCAUACUUCAGAACAAGAAAAGUAAAACUCGACCACGAGUGUCUUUCCAUGGCUGUCCUUGUACAGGAAGUGAUAAAUACGGACUAUGCUUUUGUCAUCCACACAACCAAUCCGUCUUCUGGAGACGCAUCAGAAAUAUAUGUUGAGGUGGUAAAGGGGCUCGGAGAAACACUCAUCGGAGCUUAUCCUAGACGUGCUUUGAGUUUUAUAAGCAAAAAACAUGAUUUGAACUCCCCUCAAAUCUUCGAAUAUCCUAGCAAACCUAUUGGCCUGUUUAUUAGAUGGUCAAUUAUUUUUCGAUCUGAUUCCAAUGGUGAAGACCUAGAAGGUUAUGCUGGAGCUGGCCUUUACGACAGAUGCUCUGUAUUGUUUAUGCAAAGGGGGAAGGCCUUCUAUGACUUCCAGUUCAACAACACAAGGCUUGUAAAAUCCCCAAGCCUUAUGUACGAUCCAAGGGAAAGAAGUUUGACACGGCUAGAGAAAGGAGGAACAACAAAGGACUUAGGGUUUAAGUGGUAUUGUUUUUGUAUUUUUCUUCAGUUUUUAGUUUUCGAAUUUGAAUUCAAGAUUUAUUUUGUAUUUGAGUAUUAGUUUUUUAAUGUAUAAAAUAACUAUAGCAAAAAUUAUAUAUGACACUAAUUACUAUUUGA